UGGAAACAGGUGGCACUAUUUUCUUAAUCAUUCAAUAUUUGAUAACAGCAAAAAAACUGAUGAUGGAGCGGAGAUUACUUUGAUCAACUAAUGGCACUUUUCUUGACAUUUUGACGUUUAAUUAAACGGGGAGGUUGCCAGAAAGGACAGAAAAUCUAGUAAAGAAAAACAUCAUUUGUUAAGAUUGAAUGAAAAAGCCGUAAGAAAAGUGACACAUCUGAAUGGACUUGAAUUUUCGCUGGGUUAAGGAAAAUCCGCGAGUAAGAAUCAAAGGCAAUUAUAGUGAGUCAAGCUACUUAAAACGCUACUCUCAUUAAUAUACUUUCAAGGAGCAAGUUCUUUGCUUUCAUCUCUUUAAUUUUUACCUCAACGAAGUCUGGAUGAUGUAAGUGAAAAACUCUAAGCAUGGCGACGCACCGUUUUCACAUCAAUGAAAUACCAUUUGAAGAAAUUCGUCAGAUUUCUUUGAAGAUCUUUUUCUGGUGAGCAAGCAUCGGGCGGAAAUUGUUAUUCAAACAUUGACUCCUUUCUUUAAAUUCAAUCCGACCGUAAGUGCGAGCUCAUUUUAAGCACUUCAGUAUCUUAGCCUAAGUGUCUUUCUACUAAACUAUGAACUACUCCGCAGCUCCUUCAGUUACUUGGUCUUCCGUUGGCAAAGCCAUUCCAAUGAUAUGCAUCUCGCUGUUGGCUUUAGCUGGUAACUCCCUAGUUGUCUUUUCUGUUGCGACAAACAAAGUCAUUCGGCGAGUGCCAGCCAAUCUACUUGUCUUGAAUCUAGCCGUGACGGACAUGGCAGCAGGUUUAAUCUGCAUUCCUCUUUCCUACAUCACCGUGCUCUGUAGCAACAAAUGGAUUUUUGGGGAAGCUAUCUGCCAAGCGGAGGCUUUUGUCAUAGUUUUACUCUCCAACGUAACUUUGUUGACUUUAUCUAGCUUCAGCUGGUACAGAUAUAAAACCAUCACCUCUCACUAUAAAUAUUCCAAGUUUGAAUUAUGGAGAUUGGUCAAAUGUAUGGUGAGCGCUAUAUGGGGUAUAAGCUUCCUUCUCGCCCUCCCCCCUGCGUUUGGGUGGGGCGAGUUUUAUUUUAGUUCGAGUAUUUCCACGUGCUCGCUAAACUGGUCCAAAGACAUGUCUUACAGUGUGUUAAUACUUGUGUUGCUAUUUAUCAUACCUUCCUCUCUAAUGACAGUGUUUUACCACAAGAUUAUGAAGUUUGUUCGUCGGCAUAAUAAUAAUUUUCGUUCCAGGAGAGCAUGGUGUAAUACCAUGGAUAGUCAGUUGAGCUGCUCCAACGUGGAUCAGAUUAACAAAGCGCCAGAAGUAAUCAUUAACGUUCCUGAUGUUAGCGUUCAGAGUGGUGCAACCACACUGACCGCUGAAACAGGGACAACUUCUAGAUCGAAGUCGCAUGUACGAGUAGUAAACGUUAUACCUUCAACAUCUUCAGGACUGGCUCCAUUGGAGACACUUGGCGUUGAAGACGCAACAGUCCUCGAGGACACCAUCAGCCAAACAUCUCGAGUCAUAUCUCCCACUUUAUCAGAACAAUCAGCUAUCGCACGGUUCGGCGAAACGCAGAAACGACUUCAUCAACAAGAGAAGCUUGUUAAAGUAUUGUUGGUGACUAUUUUAGCAUUCAAGGUGUGUUGGUUUCCUUUCGCUGUUUACAGCAUCCUCGAAACUCUCGACCUACAUGUAAGUGAUUCUUCAUUGUUUCCUCUAGUGGCAGUAUGGCUGGCAUUUUCAAACACUAUUUGCAAUCCGAUCAUAUAUGCAUUCUUGAAUAAGCAGUUCAAAAUGGCAUUUCGAGAUGUACUCCGAGCACUGUGUCGAGUUCAAAUACGCAGUAAUACCGUGCAGCCACACUCAGUGAUCCGACCAUAGCAAUCUUCCUGCGCUGAUCUACUUAUCGGAUGCAAGAGAUUAUAAUCUCUAGUAGGAAGUGGAUGUGUGGAAUUCCGAAAAUGAGAUGUCUUUGGCCCUACCCCCGAGACAACUCUACGGAGCGUUUAUGUGAAAUUAGGCAUCUGCUAACCCUUUUUCGGCCAGGCCAAGUUAUAUAUUCGAUAGAGUGGCGUCCGACAAUAGCUGUAAUACGCACGGGCUCUAGUUAUAGCGUGCGCACGCAUUUUCUGUUCGAGUUGUCUCGUCUCGGGUGGGCAAGACAAGGCGUUUACAUGAUAA
Stylophora pistillata is the source of this 2184-nucleotide messenger RNA. Its product is annotated as putative G protein-coupled receptor No18. Gene Ontology annotation, cellular component: membrane. Gene Ontology annotation, molecular function: G protein-coupled receptor activity. The record is from RefSeq and is a predicted model, not a curated record. NCBI's taxonomy places the organism in Eukaryota, Metazoa, Cnidaria, Anthozoa, Scleractinia, Pocilloporidae. Gene Ontology annotation, biological process: G protein-coupled receptor signaling pathway.